AGCAGCCCCUUUGUGGUGGUCAUGCUCCCACUUUGUUGCUGGGACACCCCCGGUGCUGACACAACCCUGUGGGCUGCAGCCCCCCCAUGGGGAGGGGUGUAUGUGUGGGGGGGGGUGGGCACAGCGGGGCCGGCUCCGGCCGCGGGCGCUGACAUUAACCUGGUUAUCCACGAUGGAUGGCUGCAAUCAGCGCCGAGCAGCCGCUGCCAUAACUCACCGUGCCCCCCCCCGCCCCCGGUUAUCGGGGCUAUAAAUGAGAGGCAGCAUCGGCACAGCGCAGACCCCGCCAUGAGCAGCCUGGAUGCCAUCCGGGAGGGCUACGCACGCUUUGACCCCCACGCCUACCUGCAGAACAACUACGUGCCCCCCCGCGCCGACUUCUCCUCCGAGGAAUGCGUGGUGCCCUGGAAGCUGAGAUGUUUGGCCGAGACCUUCGCCAGCGGUGAGAUCUGUGGGCGCACGCUCAUCGACGUGGGCUCAGGUCCCACCAUCUAUCAGCUGCUGAGCGCCUGCGAGCACUUCGAGGAGAUCGUGGCCACCGAUUUCCUGGAGGUGAACCGGGAGGAGCUGCGGCGUUGGGUGCGGGGUGAACCUGGAGCUUUCGACUGGAGCCCCUUCAUCCAGCACGUCUGCAAGAUCGAGGGGCGCGGGGAGCCCUGGCAGGAGAAGGAGCAGCGGUUGCGGGGCCGCCUGCGGCGCAUCCUCCCCAUCGAUGUGCACCGUGCAGACCCACUGGGUGCCCCACUGCACCCUCCUGCUGAUGCUCUGCUCUCCACCUUCUGCCUGGAGGCCGUCAGCCCCGACCGCGCAGCCUUUGGGCGAGCGCUGGUGAAUGUUGGCUCAAUGCUGCGCCCGGGGGGCCACGCGUUGCUGCUGGGGGCUCUGGGGGAGUCCUUCUACCUGGCGGGUGCUGCGCGGCUGCCCGUGGUGCCGCUGGAUGAGGAUGAUGUCCGUGGAGCUCUGAGUGAUGCUGGGUUCACCCUCCGUGAUUUCCGUUCCUAUGCCAUGCCCCCCGCGCUGCGCACCGGUGUGGAUGAUGUUGAUGGGGUGUUUUUUGUCCAUGCACAGAAACCACUGGAAGGCUGAGCCCCCCCUC
This is a messenger RNA of Phasianus colchicus (ring-necked pheasant), 1096 nucleotides long. RefSeq names its product phenylethanolamine N-methyltransferase (gene PNMT). The record is from RefSeq and is a predicted model, not a curated record. Gene Ontology annotation, molecular function: phenylethanolamine N-methyltransferase activity. NCBI's taxonomy places the organism in Eukaryota, Metazoa, Chordata, Aves, Galliformes, Phasianidae. Gene Ontology annotation, cellular component: cytosol.